Molecule: messenger RNA, 775 nt
Organism: Vitrella brassicaformis
Lineage: Eukaryota; Vitrellaceae
Source: the annotation of a GenBank genome assembly
CGCAGUGAGAUCACGGAAUGAGCGAUGAGGAUGACGUCACCAUUGAGAGCAUCGAGAUCAGCCCAAACGAGUGCCCACUCGAGAGCCCUCUGCAUCUUUCCAUUGCCUUCCGCAGUAAGAGGGCCUUCACUGCCGCCAGAUGGAAGAUCACCUACACUGUGGACACCGUCCACACACGCAAAGUCAUAUGUGAGCAAAUGAGAAGGGAAAGGGAUCUUAGGAUUCAUUGCGCUUGCGUGUGUGUGUGCAGACCUUGGAGAGACCGAUGCGGCCGACUACAGUGUCGGCAGCAACGUAAUGACCUUCUCGGUAGGCCGAUAUCGAUUUAAGAAACCCACACGAGCCAGCUGGCACGUCAUUGGUUGGUCUGCUGCAUUCAUUCUGGUGUUUGUUCAGGUAGAUCAGAUAUCGACAGAGGGCAUCCCGAAAGACGUCCUGGCAAACAUCGGGUGGGCCCACCUUGGACACCACAAAACAUACAGGAUCCAUGCAACACGCCAUAGCCUGGUUGUUUGGCGUUCGUCAGAUUGUUGGCGGCCACUUUGAUGGAGGGCGACAAAGAGGUCCUCGCCGUCAACAUGGUAAGCUAUCUGCCCACAGUGUGUGUCUGUCGACUGAGUGCACUGCCCCGUGUGUGUGUUGUGUGUGUGUGUGUGUGUGUGCAGGUGACCCAGGUGCGUGCAGAGGCGAAUGGGUCGCUAUCGCGGGUCAUUUUCAGCCCACUGGAGUGAGUCAAAGGACUGACGGUCGUGUACAGAGGGCAGGCUAGUGGGGC